Messenger RNA from Biomphalaria glabrata, 11453 nucleotides. Its product is annotated as serine/threonine-protein kinase MARK1-like. Gene Ontology annotation, cellular component: cytoplasm. Lineage: Eukaryota; Metazoa; Mollusca; Gastropoda; Planorbidae. The record is from RefSeq and is a predicted model, not a curated record. Gene Ontology annotation, biological process: protein phosphorylation; intracellular signal transduction. Bases 1071 to 5303 code for a protein of 1410 amino acids. The transcript has 18 exons. Gene Ontology annotation, molecular function: protein serine/threonine kinase activity; ATP binding.
UAAGACAACAACAUAAAUCGCUUUCAAAAUAAAACACACACGCACACACGUUUUCACCUCACUUUUCAGUCAUUCAUUAGUUUUCUCGGUGCUGUGUAUAGGUGCGCGCCUGUGUGCAACUGACGUCUCUUCUUUUAUCAUUAUCGCAAUCCUAAUCAAGAACGUUGACUGGCCCAGUUGGCGACAUGGAAUAUUGACUUCCGAUGAGAUCGAAGUGUUUUUUUUUUAUUAUUAUUUCGAUUCCAUCCCUGUGCUCCUGAUUAGACCUGGAUACUUCAUCCACAGACUGCUUGUAUAGCCUCGUUUUGAUAUCACGUUCUAUUUAUAGCAACACCUAAUGAAUCAUUGUGAAUUUUGAUUUCAUAAAUUUAUCCGUAUUUGAAUUCAAGGGAAACAACUUAUUCAGCUCGAUCACGCAACAUCGAGUGACACAACUCGCACGCCCUACGUCUGCAGCCCAGCGCGAGUACACAUUGCAAGGCGGGAGUGGAAAUCGUUAGAACGCCUUUAAGGCCGCGACUUAAUUUUUUUUUCUUCCAUCUCCUCCAAUUUUUUUUUCUCCGCGAUCUCAUUCUCGUGCCUGCCACACGUACUUCCGGUCGUCGGCCAUAAUGCAACUUGCCAACUACCAAAACUUUCGCGGGAUUUAAUCCUUCUUUUCUUUUUUCUUCAAAUGAGAGCUCUCACAGGUGUUACCGCCAGCCGCCGAGUCAUCCAUGGUCAACGUUACUGUAGUGGUUGUUGCAGUCAUCAACAUGUAGUCUUCUGUGUUCCUCAACGACAACCUCGCGAUCUGUCCUCGGGUAGAGUGAUGGCGCGGGGUCAGUGGCGUAGAAAUGAAUUCUUCCUUUGUGGUUUCAACACUGGGACGGACCAGGCUGCUACACUGUGGAUAUAGUAGCAGAUUCGCGCUCAUUUCCUUCAUCUAGUGUCUGAGUGUUUAGUAGUUAGUCGAUUUGAGUUUUCUUGAAGCUAUGUCUGUAUUUACCUCUGAGCUCACAGACUGUACAUUCAUUGUGCGUGGGGAAAGAAACAGUCCAGGAAUUAAUCGAUAAAACUUCACUUGCAACAUGGGCAAGAAAAUACAGUGCAUCGGACGGUACGCCCUGGAGGGGCACCUCCUUGGCAAGGGCAGCUUUGCGAGAGUCGAGCUUGCCCAUCAUUCAGUCACUGGAUGUAAGGUGGCCAUCAAGAUUAUUGACACGCGAAAAUUGAAGGAGGAGUACCAGAAAAAUAAUGUCCAACGGGAGUCCAGAAUCCUGGGACAGCUGAGACACCCUAACAUUGUCAGGCUAUAUGAAACACUCAAGGCUACGACGCUGCACUGUCUUGUUAUGGAGUACGCCUCUGGAGGGGAGCUGCAAGCCUUUAUCAAGUUACAAAAGGAUUUUAGAUUGUCGGAGGAUAGGGGCCGACCUUACAUACGACAAUUGGUGUCGGCCCUGCAUUACCUGCACGAAAGAGGAGUCGCGCACAGAGAUCUAAAGAUGGAAAAUAUUAUGUUGGACACACCAAAGAAAAAUAUAAAAAUGGUUGAUUUUGGCCUUAGCAAUACGUUUUCCAAAGAUGAGUUGAUGAAAACGCACUGUGGAUCUCCAGAAUAUGCAGCACCAGAGCUCUUUACACCUGGAGAGAAAUAUGGCCUUGAAAUUGAUAUAUGGAGUUUUGGUAUUGUUAUGUAUGCAAUGCUAGUUGGAAAGCUUCCGUUUACAACGCCUUACACUGAUCAGUAUCGGAGGCAAAAACUUGUACAACAAAUGGAGAAAGGAUUGGUGGAUGUACAUCAUCAAGAGAUGGCUCAUCUUUCUGCAGAUUGUCAGGAUUUGCUACAAAGAGUUAUUGAGCCAAGUCCUAGUUUGCGGUUGCCUUUAUUAGAUAUGGAAAUUCAUUCAUGGAUAACUGAAAAUGGAAAAAAACCAUUUUUUCCCUUUGGCACAUUUCCUCGGGACAAAAAUAUGAAAACACAGCUGCAGGAUUCCAUGACUAGUCUUGAAGAAGAUGAGACUCUUGAGGAGCUUGCUACAGCCUUGGGAAUGAAGAAAGAAAUUUUAGAACAAAAAGUUGCGGAAAAUAAAUCAGAUGAAUAUUCUGCCAUGUUUAAUAUGAUAUUAGAUAGGAAGCGUCAACAACAAGGUAUAUACGAUGUAGAUCAUACUUUGAAAUGUGAAAAGAAAGAACCAAAGAAGAGGUCGAAAUCUGCACACUCAGCAAAUAAGAAAGGUGGUGAUAAAAAGAAUUUAUCAAAAGGGCCACCAGCAUUAGUUUUAUCCACCGAUGAUUCAACUGAUCCAACACAGCAUAGUGCCAUAGAUACAGAAACAGAGACCAAAUUCAGUUCUUUUGACUUUCUUGCCCUGUGUAGCACACCUACAUGGUUGGGACCAGAAAGACGAAAGUCUAGGAGGCGAUCAAGGUCACCCAUGCCUUCUCCCCAUAUUCAGCAGCAUGGGACUCAGGGUUUAUCUGUGAGAAACCAAAUGAAACGGGACUAUAUGGAGCGCCAGGCCAUGGAAAUAGAACGAGAAAUGCUGAGGGAGGAAAGAGCUGCCGCUGCUGGACUUCUUUCACCUAAUUCAGCUAAUCAAUGUAGUCCAACCAACAACGAUCAUCCACCUGUUGGUGCAAGCCUUUCUGUGCCAGGGAGUGAGCCUUCCAAUUCACAACUUGCCAUUCGUCGAAGCUCUUCAUUUAAACUGUCGAGAAGACGAGCACGCUCUUGUGGCCCUUCACAUAGGCCCAAAGGGACUUACCAGCGCUCAGGUUCAAUUGAUCACCGUCCUGAAAAGGAAGAAGCAUCUCAUUUGGCAACUAGUUUGGCACAUUCCAAAGAGGGAAGCAGUGCACCUGUUAUUGUUGGAGAAGACAUUCUACGCAGAGGCACCACAAAAACAUCCUCACUUAAGAUAAGAAGUGCUCAGUCAGGUUCUAUUUCCCGUAGAAAGGGAAGUGUAGAUUUUGACUUGAGAAUACAAAAUCCAAAUACGGAUAUUACAAAGAAAAGUCUUCUCACUGUUCCUACAUCAGAACCCAAAAAACAUUUUCUUGAGGUUCCAGAAGUAGAACAUCAAAACAAGAACUAUUUGACUGUACCUUGUCUUGAUAUGGGAAGUAACCCACAAUUAUGUGUUUCUCAAGAUGAAAUAUUUAUUCCUUCUGAGGAUAGCUUAUCUUCCAUAUCGGGUUCUAAAAGUGUAACAAGACCAGAUAACCUAACUUUGAGAGAAUGUUACCCUACUUUGAAAGAAGACAGUAACAAAAGUAAUGUGCAGUUGUUACCCCAAAAACCAACAUUAUCAGGACUUAAUGGUCCUCUGACUAAUGUUGAAGUACAUUAUAUAGAUAGUUCCAAUCCAAGUUCUUCUACAGAUCUCCUUAGAACACAGGGUCAUUCAUCUUUGAAGCUUGAUUCAUUAGAUUUGCCCAUUGUCGGUGUUGACAUGUCCAAUGGUUCAAAUAGUUCAGAUUUCUUUUCACUUGAUAUGAGUGAUAAUCAACCUCCAAAGUCAACACCAUCGGAAAAGAUACCAGAGGUAAAAGCCAAACAUCAGCGACUUAAGCCUCGUCUUACUCAGUCAGAAAGCACACCUUCAUCCUCUUUGCUCAGACCUCUAAAUCCAAAUACUAAUCAUAUGAUUCUCAGUAAUGGUAUGGAUGGUGGCAUAAAAGCUAUGCAAAUUGGUCAAGAUGAGCCUCUUGUGUUGUGCAACGCAACUGAAAACUCUGAAAGUCUUCUUCUUGGUGCGGAAUGUUCUUUUGUCCAUAGUAAUUCUGCUCUUCAUGAUGAGAUUUCUGACCUUCAUGACACUUUUGAUGGUUUAAUUUUAUCUUCGGAUGGUUUUGAUGAAAAUGAUGAUAGAGUGGAUAGUAUGACAGAGCUAAUUUCUGAAUCUUUCAGACAUGAAAUUAUGGUAAAUACCAAAAGCAGUGGUAGCACUCCUAUAGGCAUAGGAGCUACCCAGAAAAUCAGCAGACCAAAUUCUGUAGCUACACCUGAGGAUGAUCUUUUAAUGUCAUCCAGAAAGGGUAGCAGUAGUGCUGCCAGCAGAAGCUCAAAAUCAGGAUCCAGCAGAAAACAAGGAAGUGGCAAAGUCAAAUCUCCCACUACGCCAAUGUGGUUGAAUUUGAAAACACCUUUGGCUCGUAUUGAAAGCUUUCAUAGUGAUGAUUUUGAUAACCUUCGAGACAGUGAUAAUGAAGACAAAGGUUCUUCUUCUUCUAUGUCUGUUACUACCCCCACUGUACCAUGUUUUGCUUACAAACUACACAUGAUGAAAAAAAAACAAUCGAAAUUAAAAAACAAAAAUAGCAACAUUGAUAAUAAUUGUAGCCCCUUACAAAACAAUGAUUAUAUCAUGUCUAAAACAAAUCGAUGUUCUUCAGACAGGAAGCAUCUUUCAUUGAGUCCUGGAAGGCAUGAUGUGACAGAUCCUUUACUAAGUUCAGGAAGUGAAACAGAGCAUCAUGAUGACUGCAUUGAUAGAGUAGGAGUUCCAGGCAAAUCAAAAGUUCAUCCUAUCAUUUUAGAUGACAGGGACACAGAUCUGUUGAGUAAAUCAGAUACUAAAUGUUUACCAUACACCAAUGCAAUCACCAGACAACCUAAUCAGAUAAAGAAUUCAAUAAGCUCCAAAAUAACUGCCAGUUCCGAGGGAGGGGGAAAGAAAAAGUCUUUUACCAAAAAUAUGGCCUGGAGAAAAAGCUUUGCUCAAUUUCUGAAGAGGAAGAAGUAUCAUCAUGGCCAGGUUAUUACAACUCCACCCCAGCAACAAUAUCAGCACCAUCUCCUUCAGCGAUCCCCAAUGCAGCAACCUUCCCCCGGAAAUAAUAACAAUAAUGAUUUUUCUCAUGGAGAGCCCUUGCCACGCAACGGAACAACUGUAUUAGUGAACCAACCUCAAAGUAAGGUGACAGAUGUCUCUACAGGGACUGAGAUAGCCACUACACAAGACCUGGACAAUUUGAAACUAGCCACAACCACUCUAUCCUCAGUCCCUGUAGAGAACAGUAUUAUAGAAUUGAUUGAGCUUCAGUCAUCUCCCAAACUCCACUGCUCCUCCUCCCCAACAAGUCGAGUGUUUGAUUUUACUCUUGCAUCAGAAUCACCUAAGAUGAAAACCUCUUGCCUUCUCAGUUGGGGUUCAUGCCGAGACUGUGGCAGAAGUGAUAUAUCUUCAGAAGAGGACUUUGAAUGUUUCACAACUCAGGAUCCCACAGCCAUUGGCUUAAGUAUGAUACCCAUUGGAGAGAACAAUAUUCAAGAGAACAUCAAUUUUCUUCAAACUUGCCACUUAUCACCUACAUGACAGCAUGACAAAGGUUGUCAACAUUUUAUCAGUCAUCUUAGAAUUGUUCUGUGCACACAUUGGAAAUACACCUUUUGUCUAAUCCUUCGAGCAUUUUCUUAUCAUGAAUUGACUAAACUGUUCAACGUAAAAAAAAAACUCUUUGAAAAAAAAAUUGUGAAAUUCUCUAAAUCAAUUUGUAUAAUGGUUAUUUAUUUUAAUUUUAGUUAAUCCCACAAACUUAUUGUUUUUUUUUAAAUGUAAAAUAGUAACACUUCUCUAAGUAGUCAUUGUAAAUAAAAAUUAAUAACUUCUAUGGGUGAACAUUUCUACUUGUCAGAUUGGCAAGACUAGUAUUAUUAAUGAGAAAUCAUUUUUUAAUAUUGAUUUGUGAUCUUUUGUAGAAUAAUUUAAACAGGCAUUACUUGAAACAAUGUUUAAUGCAUAAAUAUGUAUUAAUUUUUCAGUUUAAAGCUGAUUAAGUUUUUAGAGGAGAGUACUGUAGUUGUAUUAUAAAAGAAAAGCAGCCCUACAAAUAUUUUUCGUAAAAUCUGUGGCAUCAAUAUAAAAACAAACAAAUUGGAAUCUUAUUAACAAUAUCAAACUAAAAGUAAUGUCAGUUAAUGGGUAUCUUCUCAGUUUAUACAUUUAUUUAUUUUUGUUCUUUAUCGGAAAUGCUGGCCAUUUCAAUAACACUACUUGUAAAUUUAUUCACAAUAAGACCAUUUGUAAAUACUUACAUUAAUAAUGAUAUACAUAUAUGUAUAUAUAUAUAUAUUCACAUAUAUAUUGUAUAGACUACCUUGAUUGACAUGUAGAUAGCCUAACUUAUUCCUCUUCUUUUUUGUUUAGUUUACAUCUGUGAUAUUCAGUGAUUGACUUUCUUUUUCAAUACCAUGAAAAUCAGAAAAUUUGAACUAAAAUACCUGAUGCAUUAGUUUGUUUUGUAUUGUUAGUUAAUUGAUAUACAUGGUUUACUCAAACUGUUUAGUAUAUUUUACUAAUUUUUUUUUUUCAAUUGAUACAUUGGGGGUGUUGCUACAAAACAGAUAUUUAUCAAAUUUCUCAGACUGUAAUACACUUUUUUUAAACAUAAAGUAAAAGGAAAAUUCUUUGUUUUCUAGAGCAAUAGUGCUACUUAACAAUUAGGUGGCAUAAGACUUAAGCAUUCAAAGCAAGAUUCUAAUGUGACCACACUUCCAACGUAGUGCAGUGCAAAGGAGAUAUCUGAAUUAGGUGUCUUUCCUCACAGAAUAAUACCAGUCUCUUACUACCUACACAAAGCAAAAAAGAGUAACAUAGAUCUACCAUUUACUUUACAGAAAUGGUGUCAUAGUACAGCUUUUAGGUUUAUAGGGCCUAUUGUUGAAGUAUUAUUUUGUUUAUUUCAUCAAUUAUAUUAGUUUGAUUCCGCAUGAUUUUUUCUUUUUUAUUUUCUUCUUUAAAACAUGCUUUUUAUGGUUUGGUGCAUCUUAUGAAGUGAAAAGAACAAUAUUUUAAACAAUAAAAACAUACCCGGGACAUCUAAAGUGAAUAUUGUCUGUUUUAGUUAGUGAUACUUUUGUAUUCUGUGUCUGAAACUCAGCAGUAGACAUUUAAUUGUCUGUUAUUAAUUGCAUGUUUUAGUGGAUCAUUUAUUGUGUGGUAUGCUUUUUUUUAUAGCUUGAACAGAAUCCUCCACACGCCAUCAUGACUCAAUGUGUCAAAUGCUUUGGUGAAAUUUAUGAAAGCAGCAUACAAAUCCAGUUUCUGCUUACGCAUUUGACAAAAAUCAUUACCAAUGUAUUUCUACCAGCCUGGAAUUCACAUGACUCUCACAGAGCACAUUGCAUGCUUUGGAGUAGGUCAGUCAGUCAAGGAGUAUUCUGGCAAAGGUUUUUCUUGUCAUUAACAGUAUGGUAAUGCGUAAUGGAGCGGUUGGACUUAUCACCCAUUGUUGUACAGGGAUAUGAUGGUGGCAUUGCAAAGUUAAGGCUGGAUAGUGCAUUUGUCCCAGUACAAAGUAUAGAGGUCUGUUGGGCUUUCUGUAAGAGCAGCACCUUCCUGAUGCCCUUCAAGAUUCCUAUCCAUUCUCAAGGAGUUUCAUGUUGGACAAAAAGACCACAUUUGACAAUGAUGACCUUUCUGAUCACUUCCUUAUUGAAAAUGGCCUAAAGAAGGGUUGUGUACUUGAUAUUACUCUGUUUUAUCUUCUUUGGCGCAAUGCUGAGUCAGACAGCAGUGUGUUCAACCUUCGGUGCAGUACUGAGUCAGACAGCAGUGUGUUCAACCUUUGGUGCAAUGCUGAAUCAGACAGCAGUGUGUUUAACCUUCGGUGCAAUGCUGAGUCAGACAACAGUGUGUUCAUCCUUUGGAACCUACUGUCCCACACUAAAACAAAGUAUGGUGAAACAAAUUACUCCAGCUGCCUACAAAAAUUGGUGUCUACCAACUAUUGGUUCUCACCAUGCUUUUGUAUGGCUCUGAAACUGGGUUACACUAUAUAUGGCAUCUUAGACUUCUCAAACUCUCCAUAAUGGGCAAAUGCUGGCAGUACUAACUUAUAGAUAAUAAUGUUCUGCUGGAGGCUGGUGUGGUCAGUAUAGAAGCACUACUAACCAUUCGACAGCUACACUUAUCUCGCAUGGGGUACAACAGCAUGGAAAAGGCAAACUUUAAGGAGAAUGGCGUAUCAGAGGUGCCCCCCAUAAGUGCUAUAAAAGAUCAACUCAGGCACCAUUUUGCUUAAACAGUUAUCCUAAACAUUGAAAAUGAAGCUAUGUUAUGACAGCACAAAAUUUUAUAGAUUAAUGUCACAGGUAUUAGUCAUUCAUUUACUUACUGAGCUCAUAUGCCACUUAAUGUUUUUAAUCAAUUUUGUUUACUGGUGUUUUAUAAAAAUGUAAGCAAAAAUAUUUGGGAAUGUAUUUGUUUUCUCUCAAUGUUAACCAAGCCAAAAGUUACAUUUUAUACUCUUAAUCUGAGAGCAAUAAUUAUAAACAGCAUACUGAUAGUCAAGGGCUUAGUUUUUUAAGUAGGUGCCUACUUGGUUUGCACUAAAUUGUGUGCAUUUUUACUAAAAACAUUGAAGGAAUGAUACACACCAGCAUGAAAGAAAAUUAGUAAUGGCCAGGGAAGAUGAAAAAUAGAAAACUCAUUUUUUUUUAUUUUAACAAAAAGGCUGAUCUGUAGGAGAAUAGAAUCAAAAGAUAUCAACACAAAAGCGAUGCCUGUAAAUGAUCAUAUUCAUUAAAAUGACUUAAUUACAAUGAAAAAUUAUAUCAAACUUUUCUGUAUGACUCAUAUGAAAUCUAAUACUCAAAAUAACCCAAAUUUGCUAUGAAGUCUAUUAUUUUUGACAUUAGGAAUUUACCUCUUGAAAACCCUUCACUUACAACAUUAUAAAUCUGAACCAACUGGCAUUAUAAAUAGCUUUAAAUAUUUGUUACAAAGAAAGGAUCCAACCCUGAACUUGUUACUGGAAUCGCUCAAACUACUUAGGGCCUACAUGUCAUCCCCAUAAAAAUAUUUUUCAUACUAACCAUGACACCUUGCAACAAGCCCAAGAUUGGUUCUUUCAAUCAAAACCAAUCAAUAAAAUAAAAUGUGCUAAAUAAAACUGGCUGCUAGUAAAAAAGUAAAGUCCCCCUUUCAGACCUUGUGGUCUAUAGGGCAGAUGAUGUAAAGGUCAUCUGUUUCUGUGGCCUACGGUUAACAAGGGUGCCAUGUGGCCAGCACAACGAUCAUUCGCCUUUACUUUUCCCUAACUAAUGUCAGGUACCCACUUAGAGCUGGGUGGACCGAAGAUCCUGAAAUUAAAAAUCCCAGUCUUCACCAGGAUUCGAACCCCGGUUCGGAAGCCAAGCGCUUUACCGCUCAGCCACCGCGCCUCCGGCUGCUAGUAGCCUAUUACAUAAUUAUAUUGCAUCUGGAUAUAAACUAAAAAUGCACAAGUGUAAGAUUAGCAAAAGGCCAACGUUAAAUUAGUAAAAGUAAAAUAAUUUGAGCAUAAUUAAGCUAGUCAUUUUUAAUCAUUUCUAUAAAUAUAUUUCAUUCCAUAAUGUAAUAGAAUCACACUAAGCAUUUAAUUUAUUCCUCCCGGUUAUAUUAAUUUUGUCAGUGACAUCAUUUUAUUCUGUAUUUUUUAUUGAAUAUUUUAGGUUAUGUUCAAGUUGAGCUCAUAAUAAUAGAAUCCCAUUAAUUAAAAUAAAGCUUGUAAUAAUAAUACAAUCCCAUUAAUUAAAAUAAAGCUGGGUUGUGAUUUAGUCAUAUUCUCUAUAAAGAGAUGAGUCUGUCAAUAAUAAUUGGAAAAAUAAUUCAUUCCAGACAAUUAAUAUGAUAGGAAGAUUGUCUAAAUUGGGCCUAUGCUAUAACUAAGAUAUAUAUGAGUAGCCCUUUUUGUUGUUUACAUAGUUCAUCUAGACAUUAUCUAGUUGUUGUUUUUUAGUCAUUUCUGCAUUUAUUUGCACACUAUUUAAAUGUAAUGAAUAAGUCAAACUUGAAGCAAUGUACAUUUAAAAGUAAUCUAUGUACAUUUUUCAAUAGCAUUUAUUUCAAAAUUAACAGAUUUUCGUUUCAAAUGGUAGACAGUGAGAAUUCACCAUUAGUUUUUUUAAGUUUAUAAAGAUUCCUUUUUUUUAUGUUGUAUAUAUAAAUUUAUGAGAAAACAAUGUUCUAUAAAAUUGAAGGUAGAGCCCAUAAUAAAUGCUUUUCUCAGCUUCACCUAAUCAACUUUGAAGAAGUUCUUUCUUCCAAUCCUUCUCACUUUACUUCCAUCACUCCCUUAUGUAUAUUGAACAAAUAAUUGUUAUAAAUGUUACGUAAUUUACUUUCCCAAAUCUCACCCCCUUUAGGUAAGAUGGCAUACAUCAUUUAAAAAAUUGUAUACAAACUUACACAAAUACACCUGUAUAGAUAAAUAAACAUAUAUAGCAUACUACAUAUACAUGAAGGCUAAUCCCUUUCUAUGUAAUAGCAGCAUUGGAACUGGUUCAGCAAACUCUACUAGUCAAAAUUGUUGUUCCUUUGAUGAAUAAUACUCAAGUAUUCUCACAUAGUAUUCAGUUAGCUUUAGUUGAUGUGAAAUCUUCUUUGUUGGGCUGUGGCAAUUUGUUUAGUUUUUGUGUUUAUAAAAAAAAUAAGUUCUAUCAAUAUUUGCCUGUAUCACAUUUUCUUCUUUCCACAUUCUUUGUUUAUGGGUUGUGAUAUUGACUGGUGAAUUUACUUCACUUCCAGACAUUGUGUACAUAGAUAUACAUAUAUAAAUAUAAUUCUAGCUACUCACAUCUUUUAUAGUGUUAUUUGCAUUUGUCAUGGGGUACAUUUGAAGGCAUCAAAUAUAGCAUUUAUUUGUAUGUGAUCUAAACAUUGGUUAUUACUUACUCUAAACAACUCUGUACUAUCAGUCACCCAUGCCCUUUACUGUUUUGGCUUUAUUUUUUUGGGCUUGUUUUGUUUGGUUGUGUCCGGUGAGAUAAGGCUUUGACUGAUGACGCUAAUUCUCAGUUUAUUUGAUAUUUCUGAGAGUAAAACUAUGCCACAUGCAUUUAACCUGUCCAUGACAAGUGGAGACUGGUAUCUGUUGGUUUAUCAUUAAUGGAGUAACUCCAUUUCAUUUUGUGAUUUUUUUUAUUCCAUUAAUGAUACUGUUUAAGUGCCUCCAACUCAAUAUGCUGGUACAUGGUCAAUUCUUACAAAUAAAGACUUUUUGUUUCUUCAGCAUGCUGAUGUAUUUAUUCUCUUUCCAAAAUGAAUAGUGGCGUUUAAACAAAAAUUAUCAUUUUGAUGCCAUAAGGUUUUGAUGCUUAAAGAACAGACAAAAGUAUUCAGAUUUGUUUGGAACCCUUUAGCCACUUGGUGAUCACUUGUAGAACACACUUGUUUCUGUUCCUUGAGACCUGUCCAUGUUUGUGUGGAAGAGAAAGUUGUAUUCAUUUGAAAACACUCUGUAUAUAGCCAACUAGUUGUGAUUAUAGAAUGCUGUUCCCUUAAAAUAUAUUCUGAGGAAGCUCAAGUAUCUUAUCACUAUUUCACCUUUUCAUAGAUAUCUUUGAGAUUGUUGGUUAACAAUUGUUAUACUAGCACAAAUGUGUUUGUUUUUGUUUUAGGUGGUUUGUAUCAUACCUUUUUUGUUUAUUUUUUUAUUAGGUGGUUUGUACCAUACUUUUUUUGUUUUUGUAGUUAAAGUUUUAG